AUGGGAAUAAGACAGUUGUUUAAAGAGAAAAAAGACAAAAACAGUUUAAGAAAGUUUAAAUGGCCCCGAAAAAGGGAAAAGCCAUUUAGGAAAGAGGGAAAAGGUAAAAAGGGUUUAAAAACAGAGCUGGUUGAUGAAAAUAACAAUAAUCUGGAGGAUAAUGGAAACAGGUCUGAUGCUAAUGAAGAGGAAAUAGUAGUUGAUGACAUACAGGAUGAACCUGUUGAAGAAAGAGCACAAGACGAAAAUGAGACAACACCAGUUGGAAGCGAAGUAGAUGCUGAGGAGACGCAUUCCAAAUGUAUUAUUCCUCCAGUUAAAAAGAAGAAAGUCUCUAAAGUCAACAAAAAUCCAAAACUUGAGCCAAAGCAACUUCCAUUUGAAAAAGCCAAAGAAGUGUCCAUGGUAGAAAAAGUUAUACAGAUAAAGAAACAGAAACUUGACAGCCACAAAUUACCUGCUAAGAAGAGAAAGCUUUAUGAUGGAGUAAAGAAACAUGGAGCAGAUAAUGCUGGGAAAAAAGCUUUACAAGAGGCAGGAAAGAAAAAGAAACCUGAGAAAAAGAUAAGCAAGAAGCAAAAGAUGCAAGAGAGAGAACUUGAAAUCAAUGGCACAUGGGUUCAGUGUUGUAACAGUACCUGUAUGAAGUGGAGAUACUUGUCAGAUGUCAGUGACCCAACAAUCGUUCCUGAAAGAUGGACCUGUAGUAUGAACACUAAUAAGAACUACAAUAGUUGUGAAAAGGCUGAGGAGAAUUAUGAUGAGAGUGAACAUAUCUACACAAAAUUUGCUGAAGGUUCUGUGGUGUGGGCUAGAAUGACUGGCUAUCCAUGGUGGCCUGCAAUGGUAGAGAUAGAUCCAGAUACAGAAACUUUCUUCAGUAUAGACUCGGAUGACUCUAUGAUCCCAACCCAUUAUCAUGUUGUUUUCUUUGAUGAGCAUGUAUCAAGAACAUGGGUGAAAGCAGACUAUCUGAAAAUGUUCACAGGCAAUGAAGAUGAUGAUGGUAUAGUCUAUCAGAUAUCAAAAAAGGGACAGUCCUACAAGAAGGAAAUAGGUGUUGCAAAGAAAAAUGCCAUGAGAGCUAGAAGCUGCACAGUUCAGGAGAGAAUUGAACUGUUUGGAUUUGCCUCAAGGUACAAAGGUCCAUGGAGCUCAAAAUCAAAAGGCAACAAAGUUGAAAAGCGCAAGAGUUCAAAGACGGUAUCUGGACAAGAAUCCAAAGUUGAACAGGUAAAUUUUCUCGACGAGGAUACAAUGGACGAUGUUCUAGAGCAUACAGACGCACUGCUGGACAAUGUCGAAGAAAUGCUUGAAUCAAUAAACAGUCAGUUGGAUGACUCUGAUGCCGAUUCUGACUUUAUGCCUGAAGAAUUAAUUGUUGUGGAAACAAAGAAGAAAAGAGGCAAAAAAUCAACAGUCAGUAGUGAGAAGUCUUCCAAGAAAAAGGUGAAUUUUAUGGAAGCAGAUAUAGAGGCUGACAUGGGAACUGAUACAAAUGGUAUAGAAUGUGAUAAAGAUGUCAGUAAAACAGAAAGAAACUCUGAAAUCAAGGCAGAUAAAAGUGAAACUUUAUCAAAAACUGUUGAUAUAAGUUUAAAACUUGACAGUGAUAUUUUUACAAUGGAAAUGUAUACCCAAAAUGAUGAUAUCACAAAGACUGUUGGAGAUAAAGUAGAAGAAAUAACCAAUGAGACAAAAGAUAACAAGACUAAUGAAAGAGUUCAAGAGUCAGUUCCAAAGGUUAAGGGGAAAUCCACAAAGAGGAAGAAAGCAGAAAACUCAGAUUGUAAUCAAGAGAGAAUGAAAGCAAAGAAGCAGAAAGAGAAUAAAAGUGAAUUGGUUGCACUACUUACAGAGACCGACAGUGAAGAGAAAUUAAAAAACGGGAAUAACUCUUCUAAACAAAAUGAGAAUUUAGAAGAAGUAACUGAUACAGAAAAAACUAAACUAUCUAAUGACAGUACAGAAAAGAACUUGAGUAACAAAAGUGAUAAAAUUGAGCAGGAUAAAACAGAACUUGGUACAGGUCCUGAUGAUAUCAAAAGUAAUACUGACUCAUAUGUCAAGAAUGAAGUAACAGAAAAAGUUUAUCAGAAAGAACAAAAUUCCAAUCCUGAAGAAAACAUGAUCGUAAGAAAUGGUGGAAAAACACAGGGUAAUACAGUUGAUAGGUCACCAAUCAUUAGAGAACCUGGUAAUGAGAAAGAGGUACAGAACAUUGUUGGACUAGAUGAUGAAAUUGAUCUCAAUGACAUUGAAAGUGAUGCUGUGCCUGAUAUGGACAGAGAAGAAAUAAAUGCUGGCAGUACUAGAAGUACAGAACAAAAUUUAGAUAAUGAGUCAGAUAGUGAGUUUGAUCUAGAGGAGCAUUAUAUGUAUGACACAGUAACAGACGGCUCUGAUAAAGUGAGGGAAAGAGCUGUUGUGAAUGUUCCAGCACAUGUGGCAGAAGUUGAUGAGGACAGUGACCCCUUUGAUCUUAUGGAAGAAUAAAGUUAUGAUUGUUUAAAUUGCUCAAACAUUAUUAAUCAUUUCCAAAUGAAAGAACAGAAACAACUAGAAUUUAAAAUAAGAAAAAAAAUCAUAAUUGGUCAAUAGCUCUAGAAUGAAAUUGAUACUUAUUGUUGAUAUAUGUUAUCUAUUUUAUAUAAUCAGUUAAUUGCUCCCUUUGUAGAGUCCCUAGUAUGGUUAAAAAAUUCUUAACUACAAGUUUGUACAUGUACACAUUCAUUUUAAGGAAUAACUACUAGUGCAAUUUGGGAAUGAUCCACACUUUAUAGGAAUGCUCAAUACCUGUCUAGCUAUGUGUAUCAUUGGCAAUUUCCAAUUCAAUGACUUUUUUGUCAAUUUGCCCUUGAGCAUAUGGCCUCUUUUGCCUAUUGGCCUCUUAAUGAUUUUCGGUUGACUUCUACAAAGUAGAUGCAACAUGUUAAAAAGUAUCCAUAACACAUAGGGAACAAUCUUAAUACAACUGCUUAAUUGGCUAGAUCAUCAUGCAAAACAUGUCAUCACUGAUCACUCUUGUACUGUGAUAGCUUUUAAUGCUGUUGUUGUUUUUGUGGGUGUUUUUUGUGUGAUUAUUGUUGCCAUGUUUAUUUGUUUCAAUUGUGAUAAAAGUUUUUAUUCAGGAUUGACUAUUUGUUAUCUGAUAAUUUUACAUCGUGUGUUUAUUUCAAUAAUAUAUAACUGUUAAUUUUACUACAUUUGUGUAUUUUGCUUGUUACAUGUUUAAAAAGAAUGCUAUGUAAAGUUACUUUAAUGAUAAAAUGUUUUGGUUCAAUUUUGCAUUAUAUAUUAAUUAUUUUGGUUAUUGUAUUUGUAAAUACCUGUAACUUUGUUUGUAAAUACCUGUGUUUUAAAAUGGUUGUGAUAUUGGACCUUGGUCAUUAUCGUCAGUUAUUUUGGAGUAUUGGACCAUUUCUCAAAAUGGAGCCUAAUGUCAUAAAACAACUCAUGAUUUGCUUAUGUAUCAGAUCUUAAGACAUAAAAUUGUAGCUCAGUUGUGGCUUUCUGAACAUAUAAAAAUGAAAACAAAAUAUAUUAUGUAUUAUAUAAUGUAUGAGUUUUUUUAUAUUGAAAACUACCUUAAAGAUACACUAUGCUCAAAUUUGAUAUUAGAAAAUAUUGAUAAUUGCUACACAGUAGCUUUGUAAAUAUAAAAUAAACACGUAUUGACUUCACACAAAGUAGAUAUGUUGUGCUUAAAACUCUACAUAUUACUAUAUCUUUAAUUAUUUUUGUAGUCUGAUAUAAACAUUAUUCAAUUGAUUGACCUGAGCCUUUUUAAUGUGUACUGAAUUGUAUGAUGAUCUACGAAGGUCUAGUUAACUUUUGAUUCACAUAUAUUUAUAAUUAAUGUUUAAUGUAUUUACUGUAUACACUACCAUUCAUCAAAGUCUGUGAUAAAGUUACACGAUAUAUUUAUACUUGUUACUGUUUUUGAAAUCUAGUCAAAUGUUGCUUUGCUGCUGUUGUUUUUUUUAUAUUAUUUUUAGCUGUAAGUUUGUUUUAACUGAUUAAAUAGGUUGUUAUAUGUAUUACGAUUAAAAGUUUAGCAUUAAUAAAUAACGUGAAGUUU
Molecule: messenger RNA, 4081 nt
Organism: Ruditapes philippinarum (Manila clam)
Lineage: Eukaryota; Metazoa; Mollusca; Bivalvia; Venerida; Veneridae
Product: histone-lysine N-methyltransferase NSD2-like
Exons: 12
Coding region: 1-2496 (831 amino acids)
Cellular component (GO): nucleus
Molecular function (GO): zinc ion binding
Source: RefSeq, a predicted model, not a curated record